This is a messenger RNA of Volvox carteri f. nagariensis, 2298 nucleotides long. RefSeq lists its product as uncharacterized. Lineage: Eukaryota; Viridiplantae; Chlorophyta; Chlorophyceae; Chlamydomonadales; Volvocaceae. The transcript has 16 exons. The record is from RefSeq and is a predicted model, not a curated record. The coding region runs from base 1 to 2298 and encodes 765 amino acids.
AUGACACCAUGUUCGACUGCAGGCAAAAUUGGCAGCGAGUUUACUUAUAUCUUGGCUGCCGCUCGCGGGCUAAGAGCACUCUGGACGCAAUCCCCGAAUGGCCGCGAAAGCGUAUUGAAGCCCAAGAACCGCUACGGGGACCUUUACCGGGCCAAUACAAUGACCUCGACUAGGCGCGCAGGUUGCCAGAUCAUUGCUUCGUUCAUGCCGCUGACCAGGGUAAAACCUGCUUCGCCUAGUGUCCAUUCACAAGUAGUCCACUCCAGCAGAUCCAAUCAGAAUCAAAAUGGCGUUAUCGAGGGGGUCAUGGGGGGUCAUAGGCACAUAGUGAUCAUCGCGAAAUUGCCGAUGUGCGGUGUCACCAUGUUCAAUCUCGGCCUAUACGUAAAUGUCUCACCAGUUUCUGUGUUCUGUAGGAAGCUCGAGCACCGGCUGCAGCCGCCUGCGCCGCACCGGCAGCAGCUGUGUUCACCGCACCGGCAGCAGCUGUGUUCGCCGCACCGGCAGCAACUGACGCCGUCGUCAGUUGCAGGGUUGACACCCCUUCAAGACCAGAUGGAACCAGCGCCUGUCAGCUCACGUCCCCAGCUCAUGGAGGGCCCAGAAGGCAACAACGUUCUAGAACCCGCGACCACGCCCAUGGCGUCGCCUGCACCUUCAUACCGGCGUACGGAGGAGGUGCCUGACACCAAGCCGACACCUGCGACAUUUCGCACGCCAGUGGCCUCGCUCUGCCCGCAUAUGGAGGCCGGGUGGGAGGCGUCUACGCCCAUCCAGCCGCCGCUAGGCACCUUGAAGACCUUCAGCCGGACUAUCAAUGUGACGAAUCGGUGCUUUCGUGAAUCUUCGGCGCUUGUAAUCAAGCCAUGCAAAGCAACGCAUUCAGCACGGGUAUUGCCACUAGUGAGAGCCUCGGUCGCCGCCGCCCCACCCGCCAUCACUGAUGUCCCCGGUAUCGAGACGACGCACGAUGCCAAUGUCCAUGGGAAGAGCGGCGCUGUGGAAGUCGAGGUUCCAGGGCUUAAGCGCGCAACAGAGUUGCGUAACAUUAUUUUUGUCACUUCCGAGGUCGCCCCCUGGUCAAAGACGGGUGGCCUCGCCGACGUGCUGGGCUCCCUGCCCUUCGCCCUGGCGGAGAGGGGUCACCGGGUCAUGGUGGUGGCGCCCCGGUACGAGCCGUACGAGGGCCCCGUCAACACUGGCGUGCGUGUCACCUUGAUGGGUCAUGCAGAGGUGGGCUACUUCCAUCAGCAAAUUCGUGGAGUGGACUUCGUUUUCGUGGACCACCCCUCCUAUCCUCGACCCGGCGGACUGUACGCCGACACGCACGGAGUGUACGGCGAUAACCAGUUCCGCUUCACCCUGCUCUGUCUGGCUGCUCUGGAGGCGCCCUUCUUCCUGGAGCUCCCGCUGCCCCCCCAGCAGCUGGACCCGCCCCGAUCGCCCUCCGCCGCCGUCGCACCACUACCUAACGGUAAUGGUGACGACAACAGCAAUGGUACGGAUGCCGUACCCAGCAGCAAGUACGGCCAGGAUGUAAUGUUUAUUGCCAACGACUGGCACGCGUCCCUGGUGCCAGUCUACCUAGCCGCCAAGUACCGGCCCCACGGGGUGUACGGCAACGCCAGGUGCAUCCUGGCUAUACACAAUUUGCGGCAUCAGGGUGUUUUCCCGCCUGGCACGUUCGCCUCCCUGGACCUCCCGCACCAGUGGUACGGCUGUCUGGAGUGGCAGUACCCGCCACAUCAGCGACAAGGCAGUUGGGCAGAGGAGGGACGAUCGGUCAACCACCUCAAGGCUGGCCUAACCACUGCCGACCGCAUCGUAACCGUGUCCGCGGGUUACGCUGAGGAGAUCAAGACCUAUCUGGGCGGCUGGGGCAUGGAGGGGAUACUCUCUGCACGUGACCCCGUCCUCAACGGCGUGGUGAACGGCAUCGACACGGACGAGUGGAACCCCGCCACCGACCCACACCUGCCCUUCAAGUACGACACAACUAACUUCGUCGAGGGCAAGGCCAAAUGUAAAAUGGAGCUGCAGACGGGUGGACUUCGUGACACGGUUAUUGACUUCGACCCGUGGAGUCAGUCGGGAACCGGGUGGACGUACACCAGCUGCGAUGCACAGGGGUUGCUGCACGCAACGGGUUUGGCGCUGCUGACGUAUCAAAACCACCGAGACGACUUCCGGAAACUGCAGCUCCGGGGUAUGACGAGGGAGGCCUCCUGGGACCAGGCGGCGCAGCAGUACGAACAAAUCAUCAAUUGGACUUUCAUGGAUCCGCCGUACUGCCGUUAA